ACAAGACUCGGGUUUAAUGACAUGACCCCGUCUACAAUUACCUCUCAUGGACUCCCCGAGCAAUGAGUCGGCCUCGCCGGGGUAUACGGCCGAGACUCCCCCUCCCCCAGAGCCCGAGCAGAGCUAUUACCCCCCGCGAGUCUGUCGCAUCUGCCUCGACACGGUCCUGCCCACCGUGCAGCCGUCUGAAUUUCUUCAAAAGCCCCGCGUGGUCUACGAGUCUACCGACCCCGAGCUAGGCCGACUGCUCCGUCCCUGCAAAUGCAAAGGCUCCUCGCGACAUGUACACGAAGGAUGUCUCCAGACAUGGCGGCACGCGGAUCCCAGAUAUGGCCGGCGGAAUUACUGGCAAUGCCCAACCUGUGGCUUUCAGUACCGGCUGGAGCGGCUUACUUGGGCUCGGUGGAUCAGUAGCUCCGGCACUCAGAUUCUACUUACCAUUGGCGUGCUUCUUUUGACUAUGUUUCUACUUGGAUUUGUUGCUGACCCUAUCAUUGAAUUUUUCCUCGUCGAUUUAGACGACCUCCCUUUAGAAGUGGAGGAUCUUCACACAUCACAGGCAUCGUGGGUGGCGCAUUUCAUCAAGGGACUUGCCUCUCUUGGACUCUUGUCCUUCUUCCGGGUCAUGUUUAUGAUGUCGCCGUGGAAUCUCCGUGUUGCAACGGGAGGAGGUCGGUCCUCUAGCCGGGAUCGGAUGCGUUGGCUGAUGAUCGUGAUUGGCGUGGGCACUUUUCUUUGGGCUGUCUACAAGGGCGUUCGAUCAUGGAGCAAACGCACACUAGAAAAAGCUGGCGAAAGAGUCAUGGACGUCCCUUUACCAGACGACGAGGAUGACGAUGCUGUCAUGCCUCAAACUCAUACCAAUGAUCAUUCCAAGACCGAUUAACUUGUUUUUACUGUUUUGCUUUUUUACACCCUCGACUCGCACUACUUUAAGUUGCCGUGCUCCUUUCCAUGACACGCUGAUUAGUCACUGUGCGAAGAACGAUUCUCGACCUUCAUUAACUCUCGGCUGUUCUGUCUGAGACUCUUUGUCGAUGGCCUCUGGAGCGUUUUGUUCCAUGUCGUUGACUACUUGUCGCUAAUCAGAUGGACUUUGAGGGGAAGGCAGAACCAUGCCUCGAUUAGCAAACGGGAAGCAUCCAUGAUGCUACGCACUCUGUUUGACAUUAUGUUUUACGUUGUGUGCUGCAUUAUUUUCUACGCGCUUCUGGGAAAUCGAGGAAUGGUACAUCUUCAUGUUCCGUAUUCAUAGGGGAAGCGUUCACCAUCCAGCGUUUAUCUGAACUCUCACUUUCCAUUUAUACCCCACGACUCACGUUGCCAGAACUUGUCCACUUAGGCAGAUAAUCAACUCUUCUCUUCUCUUCUGUUUCUCUCCCUUAACUCUCCCUUUCUCCACACGUUGAACCCUCUUCCAUUUCAUCUUUCCUUCUCAUACCGUAGCUCUUCAUUCCUGCUACUCAGCAAACACCACUCAC
Messenger RNA from Penicillium brasilianum, 1481 nucleotides. The record is from the annotation of a GenBank genome assembly. Lineage: Eukaryota; Fungi; Ascomycota; Eurotiomycetes; Eurotiales; Aspergillaceae.